CACACAUUCUUUGUUAUCAGGGCCAAGAAACGGUAUUUGGUGCACAGUCCUGGAGGAUAAAAUGUUGGGUAGAUAUACCAUCCUUGGGGUACUUCUUUUUGCAUGUGGUCUUGAUCUGACCGAAGCCGAGGAUGCAGUAUUACACCGCGUGCGGAGGCUGAUCAAUGGUGAGCCAGUGCCUGACGGCGAGCCUUGGAUGGCAGUGCUAGCCUACAAGAACGGUCCUGACGAGCCCAGACCCUUCCUCAUCGUGUGCGGCCUAGUCGUCAUUGACAACCAGCACAUCCUAGGCACUGCCCACUGCGUGACUCCACCAGUUGGCAGCGACGAAAACGUUCCCGAUAUAGGAGACGAUCGAGACACUAUAUACGUGGUGCUGGGACUCACUGACAACAGCUGGGGAAAAGUUGACGACGUCCAGAUAUUCGCCUUGGACGGCAAGGAGGCCAGCGCAGUGCUCAACCCUGAUUACACGGUGACGGAUGUAUUCAACAAUGACCUGUCCAUCAUCACACUGAACACACCAUGUGCCUUCAAUGACCACGUGGCCGCCCUCGCUCUACCUCCGCCCGACAUCCCGGAUUCCAAGCUCAAAAAUUGUCAUUUCUUCGGCUGGGGAUUGAUCAAGGAUCCUCCUCACGGUGUCACAGAUAACCUCUUCACUCGUUUCUUGAGGACAGCUUCGCUGAAAAUCACCAAGACCAGUAAAUGUGGCACAUUCUUCCUGGGUUUCCUGACUGAAGACCACAUCUGUGCUGAUGGAAAAGCCUUCCCUUGCUUUGGGGAUAGCGGCUCUCCGCUGGUUUGUGAAUACGACGAUAAAACUUACCUGUUUGGGCUGAACUCAUUCCGCCAAAGAGGAGAUUGCGACCUAAAGGGCGUUCCACAGGUGUACACGCGAGUAGCGACUUUCCUAGACUGGAUUUCCUCCGAGACCCACUAAUCAAGAACGACUGACCACGCCACACGGACUUUGAGAUAACAUUCACUUUUUCACCGAUCCCAUGUUUGUAUUUGAAAGGUAUACAUC
Messenger RNA from Liolophura sinensis, 1030 nucleotides. Its product is annotated as chymotrypsinogen 2-like. Gene Ontology annotation, biological process: proteolysis. Bases 62 to 943 code for a protein of 293 amino acids. The transcript is spliced from 7 exons. Gene Ontology annotation, molecular function: serine-type endopeptidase activity. Lineage: Eukaryota; Metazoa; Mollusca; Polyplacophora; Chitonida; Chitonidae. The record is from RefSeq and is a predicted model, not a curated record.